This is a messenger RNA of Syzygium oleosum, 2192 nucleotides long. RefSeq lists its product as uncharacterized. The record is from RefSeq and is a predicted model, not a curated record. The transcript has 11 exons. Bases 283 to 2058 code for a protein of 591 amino acids. NCBI's taxonomy places the organism in Eukaryota, Viridiplantae, Streptophyta, Magnoliopsida, Myrtales, Myrtaceae.
CGGGCUACUUCCAUUUCGAGACUGUGUUGAUUCUCUCUCUCUCUCUCGCGCAUACCCAAAAAUCUAGCCAUUCAUUCAGGGUUUGUCUAGAACUACUAAUUAUUCCUCGCUCUUCCUCCGAAAAUCAUUCUCAUUCCUUCCAUAUUCAAGUGGGUCAUUCGUGGUGCAUCUGCAUUUAUGCUCCAUUGUCUGUGCAUGGCAUUGUGUUGGUAGGCAGAUCGAGAAUGUCUGAGCUUUGAAUGAUGGGUUAGAGUUUUGGAAAGAAAGAGAAAGAAGAAGAAAAUGGACAGUUUGAAUGGAGUGGAGAGGGAAGAGGGUGUUGGAAAACAAGAGAGUGGAAGUAGUUGUGCUCGUACUCGUUUUCAUGCUCAACAUAGACGGUCUAAGAGUGCUUGUGAUAAGAAUUUCGAUGUUUCAAGAGGUGAACUUCUGCAUUCACAAAGGGGCAAGAAUGCAACACUGGUGUCACCCCUUUCUACAAGGGCUCUUGAAGUGCGGAGUCCCCUUCUUGAACCCUUCAAUUAUAGUGGCAAAAUUACCUCAUCAAGUCACCGAGCGUCCUUGGAGAAAGAUAUUGAGCAGUUGCAGUUACGUUUGCAGCAAGAGAAAUCUAUGCGGCUUACGCUUGAGAGAGCAAUGGGCAGGGCAUCUAGUACUUUAUCUCCAGGACAUAGACAUGUCGCUGCUAAGACUAACGAACUAAUUUCUGAAAUUGAAUUACUGGAGCAAGAGGUCGCCAGCAGAGAACAGCACGUUCUCUCACUCUACAGGAGCAUAUUUGACCAGUGCUCGAGUCAACCUCCUUCUGAGCAAAGUUCAGGCGUUGCUUCUCCAGCUCAUACAAAGCAGGCACCUAGAAAGCAUCCAAGCAUAAUCACAAGUGCAUUUUGUUCCUCAAAAAAGUUCCCGCUGCGACCUUUGCAAGCACUUACCUCUACUGAUGAUCGUGUGAGAAAACCUGCAAGGAGAAGUCAUGCUCUGCCACCGACUGGCAAAAGUGAAACUCAUUUUGGAAAGGCUGCUUCCAACAUAACAAAGGUCCAAUUGGCGGGGAGAAAUUCGGUGUUGCACACGCUGAAAGAUCAUCUUUACGAGUGCCCAAGCAAGUUGUCGGAAGAGAUGGUCAGGUGCAUGGCUGCCAUAUACUGCUGGCUUCGCAGAACUACAUCUAUGGAUCCUAAGAAAAUCCGAUCACUAAUGUUAUCAGGGUCAUCUACCAAAGUUACUCUUCCUCAAUGUGGCAGCAGAGAGCAGCAACUCUGUUCUUCCAAGUCCACAGUGGAGAUAUCUCGUAUAACAACUGAUAAGGGGCAGUUGUCCCAUGCAGCUUACGCUAUAAACAACUAUAGGAUCUUAGUUGAACAGCUUGAAAAAGUGAAUGUUGGCCAGAUGGAGGACAAUGCACAAACUGCAUUUUGGAUCAACAUAUACAACUCUCUCGUCAUGCAUGCCUACUUAGCCUAUGGAAUCCCACGCAGCUCUCUGAGGAGAUUAGCUUUGUUUCACAAGGCUGCGUACAACAUUGGUGGUACUAUUAUAAGUGCAAGUGCCUUGGAGCAAUCAAUAUUUUGCUUUCGCACUCCUAGGAUAGGACGGUGGCUGGAGACUGUGGUGUCUGCUGCCUUGAGAAAAAGAUCUGGAGAGGAAAGGCAAAUGAUCAGCUCAAAAUAUGGUUGCACGGCCUCCCAACCCCUUAUCUGCUUUGCCCUCUGCAAUGGAGCUGCUUCUGAUCCUGUGCUAAAAGUCUACACGGGAUCAAACCUUAAGGCCGAGCUGGAGGUAGCGAGAAGAGAAUUUCUUCAAGCAAAUGUAUCUGUGAAAAAGUCGAAGGUGUUUCUGCCUAAGGUGCUUGAGAAAUUCGCAAGGGAAGCUUCUAUCAGCACGGAUGAUCUUCUAAGCUGGGUUAUACAAAACGUGGAUAAGAAACUGCAGGACAUGAUACAAAAAUGCAUCGAUCGCAAAACCAACAGGAAGGCAUCUCAGAUCAUAGAGUGGGUACCCUACAGCUCAAGAUUCCAAUACAUAUUCUCAAAGGAUUUGACCGAAAAACCGUGGUAACCGGAAAAGCAAUGAGUGGGUUUCCGUUCUUUUCUCACAAUUAGCCACCGGCGAUGUUUGGCCUCUUUGGUGAGGUGUUUAUGCACAUUAUUUGCGUCUGGUUCGUCAUUGUAAAUCCAUUAUUAUCUUUGCUU